AUGGAGGACAGCGCGGCCCCAGAGCCCAGACCCCUGCUGGAUCAAGGCACAUUCAUGGCUCACUUCGCAAAUGAAGGUCAAGGCCAUGGGCUGAAUGAGACCUACCUGUGCUACCAGGUGCAGCUGCUGGACGGGAGCUCCAAGCACCAGGGCUUCCUGCGCAACCAGCCUCGUUAUCCAGACUGGUCCCUCCGCCGCCAUGCAGAGCUGUGCUUCCUGGACCUGGUCCCUGCCUGGCAGCUGGACCCCGCCCAGCACUACAGGGUCACCUGGUUCAUCUCCUGGAGCCCGUGCUUCAAGUGCGCGCAGGCCGUGGCUGAGUUCCUGCGGCAGAACACUCACGUGAGCCUGCGCAUCUUCGCCGCCCGCAUCUACAACUACUACACAGAUUACAAAGCGGGGCUGCAAGACCUGCAGGGGGCCGGGGCGCAGAUAGCCAUCAUGACCCCUGCAGAGAUUCAAUUCUGCUGGAACACCUUUGUGGACAACCAGAGUAACCCAUUCCAGCCCAGCCUCGGGCUGGACACGCAAUGCCAGCUCCGGCAGAGGGAGCUGCAGAGCAUCCUCCUGCGGCACGGACACUCCCGCGCCCCGCCGCCCUCCUCCGGCGCGGAGACGGCGUCAGCGACCCGGAGCCGCGAGGACGGCGCCGCGCCCGGCCCCGCGCCCGCCCCGCGCAAGCCGAACUCCCGCCCCCGGGGCGAGGCCCCUUUAAGAGCCAGCACGCGCCCCCGCCCCGCGAGCGCGCCGUCUCCCUAG
Messenger RNA from Lepus europaeus (European hare), 759 nucleotides. RefSeq names its product apolipoprotein B mRNA editing enzyme catalytic subunit 3A (gene APOBEC3A). The transcript is spliced from 5 exons. Gene Ontology annotation, molecular function: RNA binding; zinc ion binding; cytidine deaminase activity. The coding region runs from base 1 to 759 and encodes 252 amino acids. Gene Ontology annotation, biological process: cytidine to uridine editing; DNA cytosine deamination; negative regulation of single stranded viral RNA replication via double stranded DNA intermediate. Gene Ontology annotation, cellular component: cytoplasm; nucleus; P-body. NCBI's taxonomy places the organism in Eukaryota, Metazoa, Chordata, Mammalia, Lagomorpha, Leporidae. The record is from RefSeq and is a predicted model, not a curated record.